UUUUUUUUUUGCUGCUCAUUUCCGCGGGAGCCGCCAUCUUGUCGGCGGUUGGGCCCGAGCGGCGUCGCUCCGCGUUCAAGCUGGAAGGCUUCUUCUUCAGCCCGUCUUACUCGCGCGGCCUAGUCGCCCGCCCUUUCGGCGCCGGCGACCAACUCUUCUUCGCUGGGGCCGCCAUGGCCAACAACUGCCCGCUGGUGGGGCCCGGCAACUGCCACCCGCUGCCGCCUCACCAGUCGCCUCAGCAGCAGCAACAAAACCCGGGGAUCCUGCAACCGCAGCAGAACCCGCAGGCCGCCGUUUUGUCGCCGCCGUCGUUGGCGCUCCAGAGCGCGGGGCCCAAACCGGCCGCCUCGGGCAAGCAAGGCAACGCUCUCCCUCUGUGGGGGAACGAAAAGACGAUGAACCUCAACCCCAUGAUCCUCACCAACAUCCUCUCGUCGCCUUACUUCAAGGUGCAGCUUUACGAGCUGAAGACCUACCACGAGGUGGUCGACGAGAUCUUCUUCAAGGUUACCCAUGUUGAGCCUUGGGAGAAGGGAAGCAGAAAAACUGCAGGUCAAACAGGGAUGUGCGGAGGGGUGCGAGGAGUUGGAACUGGAGGUAUAGUGUCUACAGCCUUUUGCCUCUUGUACAAGUUAUUUACUUUGAAGCUUACUCGUAAGCAAGUGAUGGGACUAAUAACUCAUAUAGAUUCCCCAUACAUUAGGGCCCUUGGAUUCAUGUAUAUUAGAUACACACAGCCUCCAAAAGAUUUAUGGGACUGGUUUGAAUCCUUUCUCGAUGAUGAGGAGGACCUUGAUGUGAAAGCAGGUGGUGGCUGCAUGAUGACCAUUGGAGAAAUGCUGCGCUCUUUUCUGACUAAGCUUGAAUGGUUCUCUACAUUAUUUCCAAGAAUUCCUGUCCCGGUGCAAAAGAACAUUGAUCAACAGAUUAAAGCCAGACCUAGAAAAAUCAAGAAGGAUGGCAAAGAGGGAGCAGAAGAAGCAGACAGGCAUACAGAGCGUAGACGUUCAAGGUCUCCAAGAAGAUCCUUGAGUCCUCGGAGGUCACCAAGAAGAUCAAGGAGCAGGAGUCAUCAUCGCGAAGGACGGGGCUCGUCCAGUUUUGACAGAGAAUUGGAAAGGGAAAGGGAGCGGCAAAGGUUGGAGCGUGAAGCUAAGGAGAGAGAGAGGGAAAGGAGACGGUCCCGGAGCUCUGAUCGCGCAUUGGAACGGAGGCGAAGCCGGGAAAGGCACAGAAGUCGAAGCCGGGAUCGGAAAGGAGACCGGAGGGAGAGAGAGAAGGAAAACGAAAGGAAUAAAAGGAAGGAGCGUGACCACGACAAAGAGAGGGGUAUUGAAAGAGAACGAGAUCGGUCUAGAGAGAGAGAUCAUUCUCGAGAAGAAUCAAAAGACAGAAAAGGUAAAAGCGAAGGAGAGGAAAGGAGGCACAAAGACAAGAAAGAUGAAAGGAAGCAUAAAGAUGAAAAAAGAGAUGCCAAAAAGGAGAGGAGGCACAGCCGGAGCCGGAGCAGGGAUCGUAAGCAUAGGAGCAGGAGCACGAGUAGAAACGCCAGUAAGCAUAGCAGAAGCAGGAGCAAAGACAAGUCGAGUAAACAUAAAAGUGGAAGUAAAGAGAAAUCAAACAAGCAGAGCAGAAGCCGGAGCAGAGGAAGAACUGAUAGCUGUGAAAAGUCUCGGAAACGAGACCGGAGUCCUAGUAAAGAAAGAUCACGGAAACGUAGCAAAAGCAAAGAACGUUCCCACAGAUACGACCACAGCGAUAAGGACCACUCAGAUAAACACGAUCAUCAGAGGAGCCAAAGUACAGAACAAGAGAAUCAAGAAAAACAAUCUAAAAACAAAGAUGAGACUGUAUAAAUAUUCAGAAAUGGAUCACAUUGAAUCCUAUAAAUGUUUUGAAAUCUUGCUUAUUUUUUCUUAAAAUUGAGAUUGUGCAGUAGUUGACGAGCACUCUUCUUCAACCUCCCUCUAGGCUGCAGAUUGUCAUUUCCUAUUUUGAGUAGGGAAGUGCCUUUGUAAUCCCAUUAAAAGUGUUGGCUAUUCCAGUCCAUUUGUUUAGUUAAUUUCAUGAUGCAAAUCUGUUUGUGCAUUUUUUUUUUUAAAAAAAUGUUCAACUGUUUCUGAAAUGUACAAUCUGUACAUAUGUCCUGAAACUGUUGUAAUUCCUUUGGCAUGGUUGCCAUGUUGGUUAAAUUUGUAUACGGCAAUAAAACUGCCACUAAUUCUACUUUGUUUUAUAGAUGUGGAAUUAUGGUUUCUAUCUUUGCAUUAGCAUGGCUGUGCUUUGCAUAAUAGUAUGGCAGAAGCUUUUAAGGAUGGGUCUUGAACAUGUAUUAUAUCUAAAAUAUUUAUGUGCAUUCAGCAUCCAUGGAGGUUGCAGUUCUAGAACUGUUGUCUUGGGAACACAUUUAAAAUACAUUUUAACUGUGAAACUCAAGAAUGUGUUAUAAUUAGAUUAGACUUUUCAAAGGAGGUAGCAAUUUAAGGCAGGGAUAUAGAUUUGGCUGAGUUUUAUGUAGUAGUCAAUGCUACCUCACAGGGACAUUUAAGAUCGAUAAUCCUAUGUACCAUAUCUACAUAUACUUUAUGGCUAGUGUUUAUUGUUCAUGUAAAGAUUCUUUCAAUACAAAUUACCUUAUGUUUUUCAUUUGUUACGUUAUGCCCUUGCCCUGUUAUUCAUGAAACAACCUUAGGCUAACAAAAGAUGUAUUGAGGGAGGCAGGAUGGCAAAAUAAGAUCAAAUACCAGACUUUUAAGUUUCAGACUGUCAGAUCUUUUUUUAUAAAUGAGACAUUUAAAAUAAAACAUUUUCAUAGUGUUCCUUCCGUAAUGCAUAAUGUUUUUUUAAUCAAAGAUUUGUGAUCAUUGCUUGAGCUGAAGAACUUUUCUCUAACAACAGGAACUAAAUUUUAAAACAUUUUAUUACCUGUGAGAUAAUGUCAAAAUGCCGAACUGAAAGAUAAAUCAUAUCACAAAAGUUCAUAUCUGUUUGGUAGAUUUGUUCUAGUGGCCUGUAUAAGAAAUAUCUGGAAUAAAGACUGGAUUAAUUUA
Messenger RNA from Thamnophis elegans (Western terrestrial garter snake), 3053 nucleotides. RefSeq names its product pre-mRNA processing factor 38B (gene PRPF38B). The coding region runs from base 174 to 1859 and encodes 561 amino acids. Gene Ontology annotation, cellular component: precatalytic spliceosome. The transcript has 6 exons. NCBI's taxonomy places the organism in Eukaryota, Metazoa, Chordata, Lepidosauria, Squamata, Natricidae. The record is from RefSeq and is a predicted model, not a curated record.